ACAUCCACUCCCUGACGGCGUUACUUCUUAGACGACAUCAUGCGGUACUAUGAACAAAAAUAUCCGGAGGUGGACGAGCUGGUGAUGGUGCAAGUGAGGCAGAUCGCAGAGAUGGGCGCCUAUGUCAAGCUGUUGGAGUAUGAUAACACGGAAGGGAUGAUCCUCCUCUCAGAAUUGUCGCGGAGACGUAUCCGUUCUGUUCAAAAGCUUAUUCGUGUGGGGAGGAAUGAAGUCGUUGUCGUGCUGAGGGUCGAUAAGGAAAAAGGUUACAUUGAUUUAUCAAAACGUCGUGUAUCCUCAGAAGACAUCAUAAAGUGCGAAGAGAGGUACAUGAAAUCAAAAACUGUCGCCUCGAUCCUGAGGCAUGUGGCGUCAAAAAUUGCAAGUGUUGAUGGCGACGUGGGGACUGAAGCCGCUGUGAACAAGGCUGCAAACCCGGAAGAAGGAGAUGCUGAUGCUGGGGAGGAGCCAAAGAUCAGCAAGCGAGGUAAAAGGGAUGGUGGUGUAGGGAUCGGUGGACCAGGGGAGGAAGAACGGCUGGAGAAACUAUACGAGACUAUUGCUUGGCCCUUGGGGAAAGUAUUUGGUCAUCCCUACGAUGCAUUCAAGCUCGCUUUGACUGAGCCAGCGACACUUUCCAAUGCGCUACCCAAUCCAGUCUCGCAAAGCACGUUAUCUGUUCUCAUGUCGACAAUUGCCCGACGACUAACGCCGCAACCGAUCAAAUUGCGAGCCGACAUCGAGUUGACAUGCUAUACCCCGCAAGGAAUCGAUGCUAUCAAAAAGGCGCUCAGGAUGGGUGAAAAAGAGAGUACAGAGCAAGUGCCCAUCAAAGCCAAAUUGGUUGCGCCACCAUUGUAUGUGUUGAGCACAAGUGCGGGUGACAAGUAUGCUGCGGUGGACAGGCUUGAGCGAGCAAUCGAGAGCAUCCAACACACCAUUGAAGAACAAGGAGGUACUCUGGUCGUCAAAAUGAAGCCGAAAGCUGUUUCGGAGACUGAUGAGCACGACUUGGCGCAACUCAUGGCCAAGGCUGGACAAGAGAAUGCAGAGGUUUCCGGUGAUGAGGAUGAUGAAGAGUGAAGAAAAUGUAUAUUGUGUUGCUACCGCUGUAUCGUUGCAAUCUUACCUUAUAUUAUCAUCGCCCAGCCUGAGCCUGUGCCAAUUGCUCAUCCCA
Messenger RNA from Guyanagaster necrorhizus, 1177 nucleotides. Its product is annotated as eukaryotic translation initiation factor 2 subunit alpha. Gene Ontology annotation, biological process: translational initiation. Gene Ontology annotation, molecular function: RNA binding; ribosome binding; translation initiation factor activity. NCBI's taxonomy places the organism in Eukaryota, Fungi, Basidiomycota, Agaricomycetes, Agaricales, Physalacriaceae. Gene Ontology annotation, cellular component: eukaryotic 48S preinitiation complex; eukaryotic translation initiation factor 2 complex. The transcript is spliced from 6 exons. The record is from RefSeq and is a predicted model, not a curated record. Bases 112 to 1083 code for a protein of 323 amino acids.